Molecule: messenger RNA, 1218 nt
Organism: Vanrija pseudolonga
Lineage: Eukaryota; Fungi; Basidiomycota; Tremellomycetes; Trichosporonales; Trichosporonaceae
Product: Formate dehydrogenase
Exons: 3
Coding region: 46-1128 (360 amino acids)
Cellular component (GO): cytosol
Molecular function (GO): NAD binding; formate dehydrogenase (NAD+) activity; oxidoreductase activity, acting on the CH-OH group of donors, NAD or NADP as acceptor
Source: RefSeq, a predicted model, not a curated record
ACUCACUCUAUCGUAACCACAACAAGCAACAACAACAAAGCAACAAUGGUCAAGGUCCUCGCUGUUCUCUACUCUGGCGGCAAGGCCGCACAGGAGGAGUCGCGCCUCUUCGGCACCAUUGAGAACCGUCUCGGCUUUGGCGACUGGCUCGAGUCGGAGGGUCAUGAGUUCAUCGUCACGGACGACAAGGAGGGCCCGAACAGCGUGUUCCAGCAGCACAUUGUCGACGCCGACAUCCUCGUCACGACCCCCUUCCACCCCGCGUACGUCACCAAGGAGAUCAUUGCCAAGGCCAAGAACCUCAAGCUUGCCGUGACUGCUGGUGUCGGCUCUGACCACGUCGACCUCAACGCCGCCAACGAGCGCAAGAUCACCGUCGCCGAGGUCUCGGGCUCCAACGUCGUCUCGGUCGCCGAGCACGUCGUCAUGACCAUGCUUGUCCUCGUGCGCAACUUUGUGCCCGCGCACGAGCAGAUCAUCGCGCACGACUGGAACGUGGCCCAGAUCGCGCGCAACGCCUUCGACAUUGAGGGCAAGACGAUUGGCACGAUCGGCGCCGGCCGUAUCGGCUACCGUGUGCUGCAGCGUCUCGAGGCGUUCAACCCCAAGGAGCUGCUCUGGUUCGACUACACCGACCUGCCGGCGGACGCCGCGGCGGCCAUCAAGGCGCGCCGCGUCGCGACGCUCGACGAGCUGCUGUCCACGUGUGACGUCAUCACUGUCAACUGCCCCCUGCACGAGGGCACGAAGGGGCUGAUUGACGAGAAGGCCAUUGCCAAGAUGAAGAAGGGCGCGUGGCUCGUCAACACUGCGCGCGGCGCCAUCGUCAAGCGCGAGGCGGUGGUUGCGGCCCUCGAGAGCGGCCACCUCGCCGGCUACGGCGGCGACGUGUGGGACGUCCAGCCCGCCCCCAAGGACCACCCGUGGCGCGACAUGCGCAACCCGCUCGGCGGCGGCAACGCCAUGGUCGCGCACUACUCUGGCACGACGCUCGACGCGCAGAUCCGCUACGCCAACGGCGCGAAGGACAUCAUCAAGCGCUACCUUGCCGGCCAGGCUCAGGACCCCGCCAACGUCAUUGUCGAGAACGGCGGCUACGCCACGCGUGCCUACGGCCAGCGCAAGUAGGGCGUGGCUGGGACUAGGGCAGACAGAAGCGACAGAAAGAAGAAUAUACCAUAGCUUAGCGAACAGUGCGAUGCAUCGUGGUCGUCAGUG